AUGAACAUCGAUGACAUUCUCGCCUCCGUUGAUCAGCCGGACCUUUCAUCUCCUGAGGCCACUGUACUCGAUGCGCAGCUACUAACACGGCUUUGGGUUACAGAGAGGGGCGUGCCGGAGCUACUGCCGUGGCCCGGCGCGCUGAUGGAGAGGGUUAUGGAGAGGGUUCGGAAGCAGGUCGAAAAAAUUGAGGACCUCACCGCCGCGGCCUCCGAUCCCUCAACAAGCAAAAAUCCAAACACAAACCUCAAGCUCUCCAUCCUUCAAACAGACCUUUCGCGCACCCAAUAUGUAAUUCGCUCCUUGCUACGCCAACGCCUCUCAAAACUCACGAAGCACAGUUUGCACUACCUGCUCCUCUCGUCCCCACCUCCCUCCUCGUCCUCACCCUCCUCACAAUCUCACCACCAACGGCAAUCCUCCCAAGCAACCUUCAACACCCCCACCCCAACGCAUCCCCCUUCAGCCACAAACGCCUAUAAAUCAUCCACAAACGCAUCCACAGGAAAACAGCCCCUCCUUUCCCCACAAGAGUCCGCGUUCCUCCACACCCAUCAAUCCCUCCUAACAGCACACUACAACAGCUCUUUCCUCUCGACCUUCCCCGCACAGCUGCGACGAUUAGACGACAAUGCGGGCGGGACAAGUAUGAUUCAAGGCCCCGAGACGAAGGAGGUGGUGUUUGUGCGCUGUUUGGUGGAGGAGGUGAGAAUUGUUAUCCCCGCUGGCGCGGGUGAUGAGAUGGGGGCCGACGGGGAUAUUUAUGGUCGCAGGAUGAGGUGGGGAGAGGUUUGGGUUGCGAGGUGGGAAGGGGUUAAGGAGGCGUGGCGGAGGGGGGAAGUGGAGGUUCUUUAA
This is a messenger RNA of Histoplasma capsulatum G186AR, 855 nucleotides long. RefSeq lists its product as uncharacterized. The transcript is spliced from 2 exons. The coding region runs from base 1 to 855 and encodes 284 amino acids. Gene Ontology annotation, biological process: double-strand break repair via break-induced replication; DNA-templated DNA replication. Lineage: Eukaryota; Fungi; Ascomycota; Eurotiomycetes; Onygenales; Ajellomycetaceae. The record is from RefSeq and is a predicted model, not a curated record. Gene Ontology annotation, cellular component: GINS complex.